Molecule: messenger RNA, 1841 nt
Organism: Leptidea sinapis
Lineage: Eukaryota; Metazoa; Arthropoda; Insecta; Lepidoptera; Pieridae
Gene: bai
Product: transmembrane emp24 domain-containing protein bai
Exons: 5
Coding region: 130-747 (205 amino acids)
Biological process (GO): endoplasmic reticulum to Golgi vesicle-mediated transport; intracellular protein transport; Golgi organization
Cellular component (GO): endoplasmic reticulum-Golgi intermediate compartment; COPII-coated ER to Golgi transport vesicle; endoplasmic reticulum
Source: RefSeq, a predicted model, not a curated record
GUUUGACGUUUCGGUAUUCAAGCAGCCAACUCAUCCGUGUUUUUACGAAAUAUUGAAAAUUACAUUAUAGCUAGUAAUGGGAUUUGUUUAAUUUUUUACUGAAAGUGUACGUAUAAGAAUUACAAUAAAAUGGAGGUGCAAUAUCUCGCUUUGCUAUUUAGUAUUUUUUGGUACGGGUGUGACGCUAUUAUGUGGAGUUUGCCUCCCAACACUCAAAAAUGCUUAAAAGAAGAAUUACAAGCCAAUGUUCUUGUUGCCGGUGAAUAUGAAGUCACAGAACUUGUCGGUCAACGAAUUGAUUAUGUCGUAAGAGACUCAAAAGGUCAUAUUCUUGCACAAAAAGACAACAUUAAUAAAGGCAAAUUUACAUUUGUAACAGAGACAUACGACACAUUUGAAGUAUGCUUCAUAUCCCGAGUGCCUCCAGAAAGGAGGGGAGUACCUCAAGAUGUAAACUUAGAUAUAAAAGUUGGAAUAGAAGCAAAAAAUUAUGAAGGUAUUGGUGAAGCUGCCAAAUUGAAACCAAUGGAAUUAGAGUUAAAAAGAUUGGAAGAUCUGUCGGAGGCUAUUGUUCAAGACUUUACACUGAUGAGAAAAAGAGAAGAAGAAAUGAGAGACACUAAUGAGUCAACAAAUAACAGAGUGUUGUUCUUCAGCAUAUUCUCUAUGGUAUGCUUGUUGGGGCUUGCCACGUGGCAGGUGCUCUACCUCCGCAGGUACUUCAAGGCUAAGAAACUCAUUGAAUAACACUGUACUUUGUGAGGGUAGUCACACAAAAUAUUAGUUAAUUUGAACAAUUGAGUAACAGCACAAACUUAUUAUUUCGCAAUUAUAGCUUUUAUUAUACGGCGUGGCGUUACAAUGACGACAUUAAAUAAACACACGGGUAGUACUACUUAACCGUAAUCAUAAAAAAAAUAUUCAAAAUAAAAUACGUAUUUCUCCUACAUAAAUCAAUUUUCCAUAAUAUCAUUUCGGAACAACCUGUCAGAUAUCAAGUAGCCGCGUGCUAGCACACUGCACUGACACUUUAGUUAAUCAUGUGCUGAUCACUGUUAAAACAACGCACGAGCCGAGGGUAGCGUGCCGCGGCAACGGCCGGCAAGUGCCAGAAACGAAUUGUAGUCGUUUCCCUUUCUUUCCUCCCCAUAAAAAUAUGCCGCCUUAUGUCAACACGAAGGGGUGAUUAAUUUUUGUUUCCUAAAUAUAUAAUUUGAUUGUUUGAAAAUUUCAAGUAUUUACUUUACAUUUUUUUACGAUUAAGGUUAGAUACCUGCUGCAACCGUGUGUUCAUUUAAUGUCGGGAUAAUAGCGCCACCUAUUUAUUUAAAUAUUUGCUCUUAGUUAUCUAUAGUAUAUCUUAAAGUACAUUUACAAGCGAACCUCAAUCAAUAAUUUGACUUAAUAAGUGAAAUUGUAAAAUAUGCUAUCCGCAAUGUUCCUUAUUUGUAAUAAUAAUUAAUUUAAGUUAAGGGUACAUUAAUAUAUUAUAUCAAUAGAUAAAACUUAUUCGUCCAUUCUAUUACCAUCAUUAUAUUUAUACAAAAGAAGGGAGGUCUUUUCUGCUGUUUUAAUAACUAGCAAACAUUUUUUGUUUUGGAAUUGGAUUUUUUUUAUACAUAAGACUGCUACUAUCCCAUUUAUAAGAUAGAUCAUGCAUUUUCUCAUCUCUCAUAGUAUUAAUUUGAGGUUAUAAAAUAUUGUGUGACUACCCGAUAGAUCUCGUGACGAUUCACGUGACAAUACAGUAAAUAUAAAUUACUUUAACAUAAUUAAUAUUUAAACACUUUUGUUGUUUGUAUAUGAAUGUUUUUGUCUAUGAUUGUAAAAAGUUUUGAAUA